GGAGUCGGAGCCCGACCCGCAGCCCGAAACCCGUCUCCUACCCCCGCCCGUCUCGCCUCGCGAAGGCUUUCCUUUCCUCUCCCUUCCCGUCCAAGAUGGAAGCAGAGUACCCCAACCAGCAGGCAGGCCCCUCCUCCUCCUCCACCACCCUCUGGCCGUGCGCGACUCGACGCAGGAAGAGGGACGAGGGCGAGGGCGACGACGACCUCUCGUCGGAGGAGGACAUGGAUCUCGACGCCGACGCGCAGCGCGCCGCGGACAAGCUGAAAGCAGUGUCAGAGGAACUUGGACAUGAGAUCCGAGUUUUUUCGAGUGAGAAUUUUGCUCUACAACCCAGCAAGCUGCCUAGUGCAGAUCAUGAGGAAGAUGAUGACUUUUACGAGCUUCAGCCUGCUGAUUACUACAAGUUGAUUUCAAACAGGAUAGGAGAGCACUCUAAAAUGCUAAAGACUCGCAAGAUGCGGGAGGCAGAACUUGCUGCUCAGCGAGCAAAGAGAACAAAGGCAGUAAUGAGGGUGCGAUUCCCUGAUGGCUACAUUCUUGAGGCCGACUUUCUUCCAUCAGAGAGGAUUCAUAGUCUAGUGGACCUGCUCAUGAAAGUACUUGCUAGACCAGAUCUUCCGUUCUAUCUUUAUACAGUACCUCCAAAGAAGCGAAUAAUGGACACAUCACAGGACUUCUGUACCGCUGGUUUUGUUCCUGGAGCUAAUGUUCAUUUUUCUUAUGAUCUGCCCGAAGGUUCAUUGGUAAAUGCAGAUGAUCUAAAAGCAGGACCCUUUCUCCGUGAAGAAAUUCGAAGUUUGGACGGAUUGUCACUUCUGCUGAAACCUGCUAGUCAACCUGAUGAUUCUAGAAUGAACUCUUCUACUCUUCAAUCUGGUGCAUCUCAAUCUGAUCCUGUACCAACAACAAAUAAGAAGCCUGGCAGACCAAAGUGGUUGAAAAGGUGAUACCACUCCAGGCGUCAAGUGCGUGCCGUCAACACAGAAUCACUCUGUUAGGCUUCUAAACACUACUCAUGGUUAAACAAGUUCAAAUUUGAACAGGCUACACUGCUGUGUAGUACAAGAAUUGGGUCCUCUGCUCACUGAAGCUGUUGGGGGCAUUAGAAAUGGGUCCCACCUUUUUCCAGGUGGGAGCCAAGUAGCAUGUAAAUUUGAAUGCGUUGCGACUCAUCAGAACAGCGCUCUGCUCUGGCUAAGCACUUUGCCAUCUUACACAUCGUGUAAACCCCAUAGAAAGUUAGAAACGGUGGAAAUAAUAGUCCAGUGUUCUUAACGCUUCACGGUGCAAUGCCAUGCCUGUCUUCACUAUUCACACAAUACAUUUCAGAAAACUGAAAGUGCCUGAGUACAUGUGCUUUUUAUCCUGCCCAUGAUAUUUUGGCAGGUUGCUUUCAUGUAAUUGAUGGUGAUGGAGCCCUCACCAGCGACUAACUUGUCGCUAAAUGGCA
This is a messenger RNA of Sorghum bicolor (sorghum), 1453 nucleotides long. RefSeq names its product plant UBX domain-containing protein 1. The record is from RefSeq and is a predicted model, not a curated record. Gene Ontology annotation, biological process: protein-containing complex disassembly. NCBI's taxonomy places the organism in Eukaryota, Viridiplantae, Streptophyta, Magnoliopsida, Poales, Poaceae. Bases 96 to 950 code for a protein of 284 amino acids. Gene Ontology annotation, molecular function: ATPase binding. The transcript is spliced from 8 exons.